Molecule: messenger RNA, 1086 nt
Organism: Penicillium cataractarum
Lineage: Eukaryota; Fungi; Ascomycota; Eurotiomycetes; Eurotiales; Aspergillaceae
Product: NAD(P)-dependent alcohol dehydrogenase
Exons: 5
Coding region: 1-1086 (361 amino acids)
Biological process (GO): alcohol metabolic process
Molecular function (GO): alcohol dehydrogenase (NADP+) activity; zinc ion binding
Source: RefSeq, a predicted model, not a curated record
AUGGUUUAUCCCGAUACUUUUGAAGGUUUCAUGGUUAACUCCCACGAGCAAUGGAGUUAUUUCCAGAAACAAGAAUUCAAACCUAAGCCACUUGAAGAUUGGGAUGUUGAGAUUGCGAUUGAGGCGUGUGGUGUGUGUGGGAGUGACGUCCACACCCUCACCGGAGGCUGGGGCCAAGCAAAUCUUCCUGUAUGUGUAGGACAUGAAGUUGUUGGCAAGGUGGUUGCUAUCGGUCCAGAAGCUACUACCGUUAAGAUUGGUGAUCGUGUUGGUGUUGGUGCCCAGGUGUGGGCGUGUCUCGAGUGCAAAAUUUGCAAGUCAGGCAAUGAAAACUACUGUCCUCACCAAGUUGACACCUACAACUGUUACUAUCCCGACAAGUCUAUGGCAUAUGGUGGUUACGCAAGCCACAUCCGCGCACACGAAUAUUUUGUCUUCGCGAUUCCCGAAAGCUUAGAGUCAAGCCUUGCAGCCCCGAUGUUGUGUGCUGGUAUCACGUCUUACAGUCCUCUUUCGCGCGCCAAAAUUGGCCCGGGAAAAACUGUUGGAGUAGUUGGAAUCGGCGGUUUGGGACACUUUGGUAUUCUUUUUGCUGCAGCUCUGGGGGCCGAAGUCUAUGCAAUCUCACAUUCUCCAAACAAAGAAGCUGAUGCGAAGAUCCUCGGCGCUAAAGGCUUUAUUUGUACCAAGGGCGAUGGCUGGAACGAGCCCUGGAGAAACAAUUUCGACUUUAUUCUCAACACGACCGAUGCUACGGAUCGCUUCGACAUGGCUGCGUAUUUCAGUCUCUUAACUAUCAAUGGUACAUUUCACACUGUUGGUAUUUCGGACAAGGCAUUCCCGCCUCUCCGAACGCAGGACAUGAUGGGCAAUGGUUGCUCGAUUGCUGCUAGUCAUAUUGGCAGCAGGCAAGAGGUACAGGAAAUGCUUCUAUUGGCCGCUAAACUCGAUAUCAAGAGUUGGGUUGAGACAAUCGAUAUCAGUGAGCAGGGAUGCAAAAUCGCUGUCGAGAAAGUAGUCACUGGUGAUGUUAGAUAUCGAGUCACGCUAGUUGGCUAUGAUAAGGUGUUUGGCGCCAGAAAGUGA